Molecule: messenger RNA, 642 nt
Organism: Rubroshorea leprosula
Lineage: Eukaryota; Viridiplantae; Streptophyta; Magnoliopsida; Malvales; Dipterocarpaceae
Source: the annotation of a GenBank genome assembly
GACACAGCCCAAGGAAAGAAAAAGGAGAGAAAGGAACAAAAAGAUCCAAAUAUGUACGGGAAAUGGCCUCCUUACCCUCCUUGUGUUAAUGACGAUUGUACCACUCGUCCAUGCUGUGCUGGUGAAUAUAAGUAUGCGUGGCCGGAAUUGGUUGGAAAGAAAUGGCCAGAGGCCGAAGCAACAAUUAAUGGGGACAAUCCAUACGUGACCUGUAUAGUCAUAGAUAAAGCCAUGAAGGGGUUCGGAGAUUUCUGCUGCAAUCGUGUUUACCUCUACGUUGACAUUCAAGGGCCUAAUGGCGUCGUCAAACUCAUACCUCAAGUUCCUUUGAACCCACCUCCAACAAAUCUACUUUCACAACCACCGCCCUACAGCGCCAUGUCCCCUGCUUUCGUCAAAUCUGCUUCUGGGUCUGAUGAUUCCGCCAGAUCUGCUUCUGUUGAAUAAGUCUUUAGUUAUCUGUUGUCCUAUUCUUUGGGUAUUAGUUGGCUACGUGUCUUUCAGUUUCCCAGUUAUCAGGAUUACAUGUUUUAUUGUUCUUAGUGGCUAAGUGGUUGCUAAUUUCUAGCUUAAUUCAGUUGUUGUUUUCAGCCCAUUUUGUAAGGUCGUUUUCUUUCUCUUGAAUAAUAUGAACAGAUGAAU